This is a messenger RNA of Pseudophryne corroboree (corroboree frog), 527 nucleotides long. RefSeq names its product NADH:ubiquinone oxidoreductase subunit S5 (gene NDUFS5). Lineage: Eukaryota; Metazoa; Chordata; Amphibia; Anura; Myobatrachidae. The record is from RefSeq and is a predicted model, not a curated record. The transcript has 3 exons. Gene Ontology annotation, biological process: mitochondrial respiratory chain complex I assembly. The coding region runs from base 112 to 426 and encodes 104 amino acids.
UGCCAAUAGCAAAUAUGGCGACAGUUUCCUCAACGUGCUAGAGGCUUUCCUUUACGGCUACUAGUGUCGUGAAGAGUUGGAGUAGCAGAGGACGUCCGUAACCCUGCAGCCAUGCCAUUUAUUGAUCUUCAAAGCAAACUGGGGAUCAAUAUAGACAAAUGGAUGCUCCUGCAGUCUUCUACACAGCCUUACGGUUUUUCUUCACGUUGCCACACAUUUGAAAAAGAAUGGGUAGAGUGCGCCAAUGGCAUUGGCACCAUCCGGGCACAGAAGGAGUGUAAACUGGAGUAUGAAGACUUUCUUGAGUGUAUGCACAGAAACAAAAUGUUGGAACGUUUGAACACCAUUAGGGCGCAGAUGGAAAAGUUGGAGAAAGAAGGAAAAUACAAGGCCCCAGAUUUCAGUAAAGAUGUCAAUACCCCUUAAUAUCAUGAAAUUUAUAUAAAUAUCUUUUCAUGAUUACAGCUACAUUCUUAUUUCAAGGCAACCAAUUUCCCACUGUAUAAAAUUAAAAUACCUUCCACAAA